CCGGCGCUUCCCAGAGGGCUUUUCGACGUGACGCCACUUCCGAUGCCAGGAAAUUACGUCUUCAUUACCCAUCAACCCUCUGAUGUUGUUGUAGUGCAGCAGCAGUGCAAACGGCAGUUUCAAGGUGAAAAGGAGUGAGUUCACUACUGGGGCAGCGUUUCAGUUGUCACAAUGGGUGAAAGAAAAGGAACAAACAAGUAUUAUCCUCCAGAUUUUGAUCCAGCCAAGCAUGGAUCCCUCAAUGGCUACCAUAAGACCCACGCCCUGCGUGAGAGAGCCCGGAAACUGUCCCAGGGCAUCCUCAUUAUCAGGUUUGAAAUGCCUUACAACAUCUGGUGUGAUGGCUGCAAAAAUCACAUUGGCAUGGGGGUUCGGUACAAUGCGGAGAAGAAGAAAGUGGGGAACUAUUACACCACGCCAAUUUACAGGUUUCGGAUGAAGUGCCAUCUCUGUGUGAACUACAUUGAGAUGCAGACAGACCCAGCCACUUGUGACUAUGUCAUAGUAAGCGGGGCUCGCAGGAAGGAGGAGCGCUGGGACAUGGCUGAGAAUGAACAGAUUCUCACUACAGAGCGGACAGAGAAGGAGAAGCUGGAGACGGAUGCCAUGUACAAACUGGACCACGGUGGGAAAGACAAGGAGAAGCUAAAAAAGGCUCUGCCAUCUCUGUCAGAGAUCCAGGACUAUCAGGCCGGGAAGAAGGAUGACUUCCAGCUCAACAGCACCCUCCGUAGGAAAUUCAGAGAAGAGAAGAAAGUUCUGGCUGAUCAGGAGGAGAAGGAUAAUGCGGUGAGGAUGAGAACCAACUUAUCCAUCCCACUGUUACCAGAGAAGGAGGAGGAUAAGAAACUGGCAGCACUACUUACCUACCAGACACCUGACUCAUAUGAGGACAAACAGCAGAGCAAAAGGAAGGAGAUCGCCUCUCGUUCAUGGUUUAACUCCGCAUCGACACCACCAGGUGGUGCUGCAGGCAGCCUGCUCCAUAAGCUUGGUCUCCAGGGGAAAGAAGUAGCUGUGGCCAAAGCCCUGGGUUCCUCACACAGUCCUUUAAUCCGCAAACGGACAUCACAGUCUGAAAUCAAGACUGAACAGCGUGCCACCAUCACCCGCAGAAAGUCACACCAUGAUGUCAGCACAAGCGAUGGGGACAUUUCAUUGGCCACACCCACAGUGGAAACCUCGUGUAUAGUAUCGGAACAAGUGGUUCAGAAUGAGACAAAGGGUGAUGGUUUCAAGGAAGUACAUAUCAGACCUACAGAGGAAGCAGACACAAAACUGACAAAUGGAAAGGUGGAGGACCGAAGUAAAUGCUCAGGAGGAGUCACAUCUCUGGUGGCAGACUACAGUGACUCGGAUUCAGAGUCUGGACAGUGAGACUGAAUGAUAAAUGGGACACAUUGUGUUUUCAGUGAAGAGUCAGAAGAAAAAUGGAGACAUAAACAAACUGUAGAUAUUUGUCACAGCUGCACACGUCUCACAUAGGCUUCUUUUAUCUGCUGAAGUAAUAGUGCUGCAUUCAUCUUUAGGAUCUGUGUGGCCUGCAGAUUACAGUGUCAUGAUUGUGUCAUGUGUGAAUGUGUUGGAAAAAAUGUUUAGAACUUGACCCAGCAUAUGGUAUUUGGUUAUCUAACUCGCAUGCCUCAGAUGCCCAAACAUGUGUCCCAGUCAUAAAACAGCCAAGAAGCUUGUAAAAUUAAAUGUAAAUUGCUUCAUCUAGUAUUGCUGCAUUUUUAUUUAAAUUUUAGUUCACUAUGUUGGCUCAAAGUGUUGAAACUAUCCAUCCACAGUAGAAUAACUUGUAUCAGAUGCAAAGUUCAUUUUUACCACAGGCCUGAGGGGGUGUACUGCAAAGGAAGUUCAGUUUUCAGUUCAGUUUUCUGAUGCAGGCUUUGUGUGCACUCACACAAAAAGGGGCACAAAAUGAUCUCUAUGAGCGCUGCCUACUCCAGUCGUCGAUGUUAUCAGAUGAUGAUAAAACAGGGAUUACAAAUGAAUAAAGAAUAUAAGAAACAGAAGACUGUUGCAAUAAAACAGGAAAUAAAUACUGCAGAAAAUCAUUGCUCUUAGAAUUUCAGCUGCAAAGUGGAAAAUAAAUAUUUUUAGAUCAUUAUUUUAUCGCUAAUUCUCAGUAUUGGUGUUUAUUUUUAAAGUGACAGCUGCAUAUUGGCGUUCUGAAACUUUAAACCAGAUACAUUUAAACAUUAAAGGUUAAUGUCCCCGCUGUGGUGAAAUCCCUUUAGUUUUUUGCCAGAUCGAAAAGAAAUAAAUUUUAUUGAUUUAUCCUUGGUGAUAAAAACCCAGAUCAGUUGGCUGCUCUAGUAGCUGCAAUUCCAGCAGUGUAAAAAAAAAAAAAACCUUAGCAGCAGAUUAACACUAAGGUGUCACAGCCUGGCCCAAACUAUAUGUCACUGAAGCGUGAGACCAUACGUAGACUUAGGUUGUUAAAUAACUUCAUGAAGUAAAGAAACUUAAAAAAAAAAAGCUUGAGUAAUUGUCAGCAUAUGCAUGUCAUGUCUGAAAGCGUUGGUGUAUGAGUGAGUAUGUGCCAACACCAAAAACAAAAUGCUUUGUCAGCCAAGCAGCACCCAUUAAGAAAAGAAAGGAGGCCCCAAGAGGCCCUGGCAGGGCUUCUUUAUAGGGGAUCUUAGCCUGACCUGCUCAGGUGUGCAUUUCCAUAAAACAGGCUUCUACCCUGAAACAAAACUGGAAAACUAUUGACAUUGUAAAUAAACCUAACAAAUGUAACAUA
This is a messenger RNA of Oreochromis niloticus (Nile tilapia), 2752 nucleotides long. RefSeq names its product YJU2 splicing factor homolog B (gene yju2b). Lineage: Eukaryota; Metazoa; Chordata; Actinopteri; Cichliformes; Cichlidae. Gene Ontology annotation, cellular component: U2-type spliceosomal complex; post-mRNA release spliceosomal complex. Gene Ontology annotation, biological process: mRNA splicing, via spliceosome. The transcript is spliced from 10 exons. The record is from RefSeq and is a predicted model, not a curated record. Bases 172 to 1377 code for a protein of 401 amino acids.